AUGGCUAGGCAUUUGCGUUUGAGGCAUCGAAAAGAAGUUAAUGAUUUGAUUGGUAUCAGGAUAGAAACUGUAGAUAUCCCAGCUUCUGAGACCAAAGAGUAUUUAGAAGACGUGGAACAGUGUACACCAAAUAAAUCUGAAGAAUCUGAAGAAGGAGGUGAUGAGGACUCAGCCCAAGAAGAAGAGGACUCCGAUUUAGAACAGGUUGAUAGAGGAACUGUGUUGAACAAACCUGAUCCCAGUUUUGAAGAGAAAAUUAAAAAUGUUUGUACUAAACGUAUUUCGGAAAGAAGUAACAGAAGAAGGAGUGUCCUUUGGAAUUUCUAUGAAGAGCUUGGAUCGACUGGACGACGUUGUAAACUUUGCUCCAAGAUAAUGAGUAAAAACAUGGCUAGGCAUUUGCGUUUGAAGCAUCCUAAAGUUUAUCAACAAAUGCAAGGUAGUUUGGAAAAGAGGAAAAAGCCAGCUUACGAGAUACCAAAGUCAUACAAAUGUUGGGUAAAGAAAUACUGCAGCAAAAUUGAUGACGGAAAGUACCAAUGCGAUAUAUGUGAUAAAAUACUAAGUCUACCAAUCGGACGCUUUAGUAAUAUGAAGCGUCACAUUCGUAGCAAACAUCCUUGUGUUUAUGAUCAGGAAGUUAAUGAUUUGAUUGGUAUCAGGAUAGAAACUGUAGAUACCCCAGAUUCUGACACCAAAGAGUAUUUAGAAGAUGUGGAAGAGUUUACAAAUAAAUCGGAAGAAGAAGGUGACGAGAACUCAGCCCAAGAAGAAGCAGACUCCGAAUUAGAACGGGUUGAUAGCGGAACCGUGUUGAAUGAAGCUGAUCCNAAUUUCGAAGAGAAAAUUAAAUAUUUUUGUACUAAACCUGUUUCGGGUAAAAAAAGAGCCUCGAAUCCUAUGUGGAAUUUCUUUGAAACAAUUGAGGAGAAUCAUUUAUAUAUGUGCUUGGGUUGCAACAAACAGUUAUCGAUUUACCCCCAUAAUAUCGCUAAUUUGAAGCGACACAUUAAAAUGAAGCACAAGAAACAGUACGAAUACAUGAUGAAAUAUUUGACAUCGCGCAAAAGUUGUAUUGAAAGCGAAGAAGAAGCACCACUUAGCUUUGACAAAUACUAUUUCAACCUUGAAAGUGAAGGACAGUACAAAUGCAAGAAAUGUUCAGAAGUAAUACAGAGCACCGAAGAAGACCAGUCGUCCUUAUUUAACCACAUCAAAGAUAAUCACCCAGACCAGAUAUUGGCGUAUCAGGAGGAAGAAAAUGCUGAAUACAACAUUGUGAUUCUCAAAAAUGAUGAUGUUACAACGAUUGGACAGUGAAUUUAUGGGUUUUCGGUAAAGGUUUUUGGAUUGAUUACGUUCUUACAAAGGAUGCCUGUGUAGUACUCGUAUAUUAUAUGCGUUAGUGUAUUAAACUAAGUCUUUUCAUAGGUUUAGGUCUUAGGUUGGUCAGAGCAAAGACAAUUUGUUUAAUUAGGGAGUUUCGGAUGGUUCAAACUCACGUCGUGCUUUGCGUAUUCAAACACUUCCUUAAGGAUUUUUAGUAGCAGUAGCGCAUGGGACUUGUAGAGUUAUG
This is a messenger RNA of Hyposmocoma kahamanoa, 1576 nucleotides long. RefSeq lists its product as uncharacterized. Gene Ontology annotation, molecular function: DNA binding. NCBI's taxonomy places the organism in Eukaryota, Metazoa, Arthropoda, Insecta, Lepidoptera, Cosmopterigidae. The transcript has 7 exons. Bases 1 to 1320 code for a protein of 439 amino acids. The record is from RefSeq and is a predicted model, not a curated record.